AUGAUUUGGCGCCUUGACCCGCGUACGUGGUCAUUGCGUCUGUCAAGGGCGACGGUGUUGCGGUCGUGUUCGGUUGGCGGUCGCUGUCACCCCGGACCCGGAUUCGGUUUGGGUUUUGGGUACAGAAAACAACAAUUGAAACGCCAUCGCCAGUCGUUUCGACCGUUGACCACGAGCCUCGCUCGGGCGAUGAGCUUCGGCUUCCGUCAGUGUCAUCCCUCUCGUUCCCUCGCACUUACUGUCGACGUCCUCACCGUUGAAAAUGAGCUUUCGAUUCUGCGGCGCCAGAUCGUAGGUCGAUAUUUUUUGGUGUUGUGCACGUCCGGAUGA
This is a messenger RNA of Soboliphyme baturini, 330 nucleotides long. NCBI's taxonomy places the organism in Eukaryota, Metazoa, Nematoda, Enoplea, Dioctophymatida, Soboliphymatidae. The record is from the annotation of a GenBank genome assembly.